GUGUAUAGCCGAUGUGCAAAUUUUGACAUUACAGUCAACUCCACCAAAACAACAAAUAAAUUGCCGGUCGAUUUAUGACUCACUUUAUAAAACUAAGUAAAGAGAAUUGUCUCCUGUGCAUUUACUUUGGCUCCAAUUAUUGACGGAAUAAAUAUAAAACUAGGCUUCUUCUGACAGAAAUUCGAGCUUUUCAAAUUAGCUUUGUCAAAAAAUUUUUCCACAGCAGAAUACAUGGCAGAUCCUCGCUUACGUCAGUUAACAAUAAAAACAGGUGUUGUCAAGCGUCUAACGAAGGAGAAAACAGUUUGCGAGAAGGAAGUGGUGACAGAGCAGAAUCGUUUGGAAAGAUUCAAGGGUGAAGGUGCUGACGAGCAUGUUUUAAGAAAACAAGAAGAGGUGAUAUCGGAAUGUUUAAUGAUGCUUCCAGACACAUUACGCAGAUUAAAAAAAGAAUUAGAAGUGCUUGAAAAAUUUCUAGUAGACGAAGAAGAACUUAAGGAAACAAAGGAGUACGUGACCGCCACGCAGGUAGUAAAUGAUGCGAAGGAAGUACUGGCAAAGAAAGAUUAACCGUUAUGCUACAAAAAAUUAAACAAGUUCCAUUUUAUACGAUUACAUUACUUGCAUAAAUCCGCCAUUUUAUUUAACUAUUUUGAAGGCUUGGAUUUAAUAACAUUUUAAUAUAAAGAAUUCAUCUAUUGAUCGGAUACACAUUCCAAAAAUUUUGAAAUAUGUCACAAUAUCUUGCGAAAGAAUUAAAUGGAGAAAAGGCUACGCAUCUUAAAAUUUGCAUUGAGACCAUACGUGCCAAUAUUGAGAAAUUGGAAAAAUUUGCGAACGAUAAUUGUGAUGGACUGCAUUUAGAUAGCCUUAAACAACAAACUGAUAAACUUCUUCAUUUCGCAGAGCAGGCACCGCUGGAAAAAAUUGCAAAAUUAUUGCAGAGAAAUAAGCUCAAACGCCUGAAAAAGAAAGCUAAGUUAAAAAUAAUUAAAUCUAAUUUAAAACUUCGGAAUAAGUCAAUGAAUCUAACAGCUUCAACGAAAUCAAAUAUAAUACAUAACUCCGAAAUACCUUCAAAACCCUCGACUUACAAAGCGCUUAUAAACUAUCAAGCGGAAUCAUUACAACCCAAACUUCAUAAGCGCUUAUUAAAACGACAUGAUGCUCAACGUUUCCUUGAGACAUUUGAAUUAUUAAAGACAUUGCAUAUUUCUCGUGAACAGAAUGCAGAAAACACGAAGAAAUUUACAGAACAACUUAAGAAUCUGCGAUUCUCUUGGAGCAAAAUAUUAGAAGAGAACGAAUCUGAAUGUGCACAAGAACAGCAUGUUGAAGAUCAGUGGAACGAGAUUUUCUUUGGCGUAGAUUUACGUCCACACCAUUGUACUGAGCAAAAAAUGGCAGAUUUCCUGCGGAUUCGCCGAAUUUGGGAUAGUUUUAUAACACGAAGUAAACAUGGAACAUUCAUACCGUGUGGUUGGGUCCUUCCUCCAGAAAAUCCUGCAAUCGAAUGGGUACCAUAUAGGACAUCUAAUUAGCUGAAAAACCACUUGUUGCUUUUAUUAAUGCAUUGUAUUUCAUUAUUUUAAUUUUUUUAACAUAAUCAUUACUAUUUUUGCCUCAUCCUUCAACUUUCUGAAAUCUUUUUUAUUUAUAGAAAUAAAAUAAUAGUUUUUAUAUAA
Ceratitis capitata (Mediterranean fruit fly) is the source of this 1685-nucleotide messenger RNA. RefSeq names its product tubulin-specific chaperone A (gene Tbca). NCBI's taxonomy places the organism in Eukaryota, Metazoa, Arthropoda, Insecta, Diptera, Tephritidae. The coding region runs from base 232 to 570 and encodes 112 amino acids. The transcript has 2 exons. The record is from RefSeq and is a predicted model, not a curated record. Gene Ontology annotation, molecular function: beta-tubulin binding. Gene Ontology annotation, biological process: tubulin complex assembly; post-chaperonin tubulin folding pathway. Gene Ontology annotation, cellular component: microtubule cytoskeleton; cytosol.